GUGGAUGUUAGCAACAUGGAGCCGGAAGGUGAGGAGCCCGGGGCUGUUAUCGCAGUUGUGACCGAAGCUCGGUUUAUCCAGCGAUACAGGAACUAUCUCGAGAAGCAGCAGCUCUUGGAUAGAAGGCAUCGUGUGGAAAAAAUGCCCGAUGGCACCUUGGCGCUCCCUGUGCUAGGCGAGACCCUCCCGGAGCAACACCUGCGGGAGCUGAGGAAUCGCGUGGCCCCAGGUAGCACCUGUGUACUGACGCAGCUCCUACAUCCUGUACCUUCCAAGAAGGCCCGGGGUUGUUCACCUGCCCAAAGGCUGUGUCUUGAGGUGCGUCGCUGGGUAGAAGGCCGGGGCGUCACGUGAUCUGCUGAGCUGGAGGCUGACUUGCCCCGAUCAUGGCAAAGGCAUGGUAACCUCUUGUUGCUGAGUGAGGACUGCUUCCAAGCCAAGCAAUGGACAGAUCUAGAACCCAAACUCUGGGAGACAGUUGCCUUGGCCCUUGGUGUCCAGCGCUUAGCCAGACGAGGGCGGGUAUCUCCGGAUGGGACUCGAACUCCAGCAGUGACUUUGCUGCUGGGCGACCAUGGUUGGGUAGAGCAUGUGGAUAAUGGAAUCCGCUACAAGUUUGAUGUGACCCAGUGUAUGUUCUCCUUCGGAAACAUCACGGAGAAGCUGCGAGUGGCAUCGCUGUCCUGCGCUGGGGAAGUACUGGUGGAUCUCUAUGCAGGGAUUGGCUAUUUUACAUUGCCAUUUCUGGUGCAUGCUGGUGCGGCCUUCGUUCACGCCUGUGAAUGGAACCCCCAUGCUGUAGUUGCUCUGAGAACAAACCUUGAAAUAAAUGGAGUAGCAGAUCGGUGCCAGAUACACUUUGGGGAUAACAGGAAGUUGAAGCUUUCCAACGUCGCAGACAGAGUGAACCUGGGAUUGAUUCCCAGCUCUGAAGAAGGCUGGCUGGUUGCCUGCCAAGUGCUACGAAGGGAUGCUGGGGGAAUUUUGCAUAUCCACCAAAAUGUGGACUUGUUCCCAGGGAAGACUUGUCAGCCACUCGGAAGCAAGGGGAUGGAGGAAGAGCAGUGGCCUUAUCUUCAGCAAAUUUCCAUCAACCAAGGGGGAAGUAGAACUACUAGGGAUUCUGGGAGAAAAAUGCUGGUAGGCUCUGCCAAACCAGAGUGGCUAAGGUGGGCAGUAUCUGCAGAAACUCGCGUCGCCGCUCUUCUUCAGCAGGUGCACGGGAAAGCCUGGAAGACCCAAAUCCUGCACAUCCAUCCUGUGAAAUCCUACGCUCCCCACGUGGAUCAUGUAGUUCUGGAUCUGGAGUGCCGCCCCUGUUCUCUGGUUGGCUAG
Chrysochloris asiatica (Cape golden mole) is the source of this 1335-nucleotide messenger RNA. It is a transcript of the gene TYW2, whose product is annotated as tRNA methyltransferase 12 homolog (S. cerevisiae). Gene Ontology annotation, biological process: tRNA methylation. The transcript has a single exon. The record is from RefSeq and is a predicted model, not a curated record. Gene Ontology annotation, cellular component: cytoplasm. Lineage: Eukaryota; Metazoa; Chordata; Mammalia; Afrosoricida; Chrysochloridae. Gene Ontology annotation, molecular function: tRNA methyltransferase activity.